CAGGCCGUUGAAGUAUCAGCGCUUCAGAAAGGCUAUGGCGACCUGCCCGUGCUGUGGGACCUGGACUUCUCCCUGGGCUGGGGUGAAUUCCUGGUGCUGUUCGGAGCUAACGGCUCCGGCAAGACCACCCUGCUGCGUGUCCUUGGCGGUCAGGCCCGUCCGGACGAGGGAACAGUCCGCAUCGCCGGUUAUGACCUGCGCCGGCGACCCGCGGCGGCCCGUCGGCAGGUAGGGGUGGUAGCCCAUAGCGGGUUCCUCUACGACGACCUGUCCUGUAGUGAGAACCUCACCUUCUACGGGCGUCUCUACGGCGUGGAGAACCUGAAGGAGCGGGUAGCGGAGGUCCUGGAGCGUGUUGGCCUGACCCAUCGCGCCGACCGUCGAGUCCGCAACCUGUCUCACGGUAUGCAGAAACGGUUGGCCAUCGCCCGCGCCAUCCUCCACCAACCUUCCCUGUUGCUGCUGGACGAACCCGAGUCGGGGCUGGACCGUGAGUCAGUAACGGCCCUGGCUGAUCUUCUGAGGGAAUGGACAGCGUCGGGUCGCUCAGUGGUUAUGACCACCCACAAUGUAGACCUGGGGCUGGCGUGGGGGGACAAGGUGGCCGUGCUGUCCCACGGCAGGCUGGACUUUGCGGGGGCCGGGGACUAUUUGGGGGUGGGGGGAAAACAAUAG
This is a messenger RNA of Geodia barretti, 675 nucleotides long. The record is from the annotation of a GenBank genome assembly. Lineage: Eukaryota; Metazoa; Porifera; Demospongiae; Tetractinellida; Geodiidae.